Phaedon cochleariae (mustard beetle) is the source of this 793-nucleotide messenger RNA. The record is from the annotation of a GenBank genome assembly. NCBI's taxonomy places the organism in Eukaryota, Metazoa, Arthropoda, Insecta, Coleoptera, Chrysomelidae.
UUUUACCAGGAAAACAGUUACUUGAAGGUCGGUUUUUCCGGUUAGUUCAAUUAUCUUUUUAACACAGGUGACAGAGUGACAGCUAACGAAAUUCGAAAUUUGAAAAAAGUCAAAAAACGGCAGUAUUCAUAUUGAUCAUAUUGCAAUAUGGAGGAUAUUAUUUUGAAUGCUCUAUGUACCUGUUUCCAUUGCCACCAAGAAAUAGGUUCCUUAAACGAACUCUUAGGAGGUGUAAGUCAUGAAUGCUUCCUACAAUAUGACGAAGUUACCUUUGAUCAUGGAAGUCAUAUUGCAAAAGGCGUUUUUAAACGUUCAGAAGAACAGGAGAAUGUCCGAGCUACUACAAACUCCAGUUCCAGUAGCUCUAGUACCAUUACCCAAUGGACAGAUUCAGCUAUUAAACUUCUAAUUUCCACGUAUGAGGAAUGUGUAGAAUCAUUUUCGUCGCCCCAACAUAAUAAGAAGACUGUCUGGGCUAAGAUAAGCCGAAAACUAGAAGCGAAUGGUGUUCAUAUAAAAGGCAGAAAGUGUGAUGAGAAGUGGAGAAACCUCAAGAAAAAAUAUGAAGUAGUGAGAAGAGAGAAUGAAAAAACUGGAAAUUCAACUGUUAAUUGGAAGUAUUUUGAUGCACUGCAUAGUAUUUACUGAAAAGAUCCACAAUUUUCUCCUCUGACCACAGUGAGUAGCACAGGACAAAUUAGAAUGCAGCAACCAGAAACUCCCACAAGUUCCAGAUCCAAGUACUCUCCAGUAGGACUGGAUCCGGGGAUCACGAACACUUCGAAGAAAAUGA